AUGGCGAGCUGCAGGAGCAGCGUGGAGAAAGCGGCGGUUUUGUGCUUCUUGCUGGCAGUGGGAAGCCUAACCUCCUGCGCUCGGCCUGAGGAGGAGGAAGAGCAAGAAAAGCAGCGCUCCUGUCACGGUGCCUUUGAUCUCUACUUCGUCCUAGAUAAGUCUGGAAGUGUCAGAAAUCAUUGGACAGAGAUUUAUUCCUUUGUGGAAAGCCUAGCUGAGAAAUUCAUAAGUCCAAUGUUGCGGAUGUCUUUCAUAGUUUUUUCUUCACGAGGCACUACAGUCAUGAAACUAACAGAAAACAGGGAAGCCAUAAGACGAGGGCUCAACAUUCUUCAGCAUGAAGUGCCUGGAGGAGACACGUUCAUGCAUGAAGGAUUUAAAAGGGCAAAUGAGCAGAUUUACCAUGAAACCUAUGGAGGAGUUCGGACUGCUAGUGUUAUUAUUGCUCUGACGGAUGGAGAAUUGCAAGAAGUUCAGUUUUAUUAUGCAGAACAAGAAGCCAACAGAGCCAGAAGCCUUGGGGCUAUUGUUUAUUGUGUUGGAGUGAAAGAUUUCAAUGAAACUCAGCUGUCAACAAUUGCUGACAGCAUCGAUCAUGUUUUUCCAGUUACAGGAGGCUUUUAUGCCCUAAGAGGAACCAUUGAUUCAAUUCUCAAGAAAUCUUGCAUUGAGAUCCUAGCGGCUGAACCAUCAAGUGUUUGUGCAGGAGAAUCAUUUCAAGUCGUGGUAAGAGGCAAUGGCUUUUAUCAUGCAAGAAAUAUCGACCAGGUGCUCUGCAGCUUCAAACUCAACGACAGCCUUACUAUCAAUGAGAAGCCAACCUUUGUUCAUGAUACUUACUUACUUUGUCCUGCCCCAGUGAUAGAAGAUGCUGGACAGGUGGUUUUCCUACAAGUCAGCAUGAACAAUGGGCUAACGUUCAUCUCCAGCUCUGUCAGCAUCACCAGCACACAGUGUUUGACUGGGACCAUACUUUUCAUUGCUCUCCUGAUACUCUUUCUGCUGCUGGCUCUGGCUCUUCUGUGGUGGUUCUGGCCUCUCUGCUGCACAGUGGUCAUCAAGGAGCCACCGCCACCACCACCUCCAGAGCCCGAAUCAGAUGAUGAAGAUGGAUUGCCAAAGAAAAAGUGGCCAACCGUGGAUGCAUCUUAUUAUGGAGGUCGAGGUGUUGGUGGGAUAAAGAGGAUGGAGGUGCGAUGGGGAGACAAGGGAUCAACAGAGGAAGGAGCAAAACUGGAGAAGCCCAAAAAUGCUAUUAUUAAGUUGCCAGAACAGGAGUAUGAGCCAUGGGAACCCAAGCCGAAAAAGCCCCAUGUGAGAAAACCACCUUCCCAGCGGAAAUGGUACACUCCCAUCAAGGGCAAACUUGAUGCACUGUGGGCUUUGGUUCGACGAGGCUAUGAUCAAGUCUCUCUUAUGAGACCGCAGCCAGGGGAUAAGGGAAGAUGCAUCAACUUCACUCGGGUGAAAUCAGAUGGAACCUCUGCCCCUUACAUCCCACCACCAAAGCUGCCACAGCGUGACAAUGUUCCUCUCAACAGUGCUCCAAGGAAUCCUUCUCCUGCAUCUCUGCAGCCUCCUUCCAGGCAGCCACCUCCUGGACCACCCCCAUCCCGAGCCCCUCCUGGACCACCUCCUUCACGCCCACCCCCACAGCCCAUGGUUUAG
Chaetura pelagica (chimney swift) is the source of this 1668-nucleotide messenger RNA. RefSeq names its product anthrax toxin receptor-like (gene ANTXRL). The record is from RefSeq and is a predicted model, not a curated record. Gene Ontology annotation, cellular component: membrane. Gene Ontology annotation, molecular function: signaling receptor activity. The transcript is spliced from 18 exons. NCBI's taxonomy places the organism in Eukaryota, Metazoa, Chordata, Aves, Apodiformes, Apodidae. Bases 1 to 1668 code for a protein of 555 amino acids.